This is a messenger RNA of Rotaria sordida, 342 nucleotides long. The record is from the annotation of a GenBank genome assembly. Lineage: Eukaryota; Metazoa; Rotifera; Eurotatoria; Philodinida; Philodinidae.
AUGCCGUUAAUAAUUCCCAUCAGUUUUUCACUUUUUGAAGAAGAAGCAAUGUCUUUGGACUUAGAUUCUAUCGUCAAUACUGAUCCAGUUGUUACUGUCGGUUCUCGUCGUUAUGAUAUUAUCUAUACAUCUGUUUAUUACAAUGUACCACAUCUCUAUGCUUUAGAAUACAAUGGAAAUGAAAAAGCAUUAGCACGUCUAAGAAAGAUUCUUGCUUUACAUCCAGAUUCCGAUGAAACUGCGGCAAUAUUCAUUACAAAACACAAAGAACCAGUGGAUGAGGAAAGUGUCAAAGAAUAUGCAAUGCAGAAGGGAAAAUACCAGAAAGUUAUGGCUCUCUAG